GCCAGCCUCAAUGUGAUGGAAACACCCUUGAACUUGGUGUCCAAAAGAGGAAGGUUUGAGUUUCAGCUCUGUUAGUUUUACUGUGAUCUUGGAACUCACAAUGACAACAGUAACAGUGACCACAGAAGUUCCCCCAAGGGGUAAGAUAGAAGACAAUUCUGCCUUGUAUGAGUCCACAGCAGCUCACAUUAUUGAAGAAACUGAAUAUGUGAAAAAGAUUCGAACUACUCUGGAAAAGAUCCGAAAUCAAAUGUUUAAAGGUGAAGUAGGACAUAACAGUACAAAUAACAAACUAGAUGCAAAGCACUCUCGAAACCUUCAAAAUGGCUCUGAUUCUGAAAUGGAUCCCUCUAGCUGCAGUUUGGAUCUGCUCAUGGAAAGGAUAAAAGGAAAAGACCUAAAGCUCUUAGAAAUGAACAAAGAGAAUGAAGUAUUGAAAAUCAAGCUCGAAGCCUCCAGAGAAGCAGGAGCAGCAGUUCUGAGAAAUGUGGCCCAGAGAUUAUUUGAAAACUACCAAACACAGUCUGAAGAAGUUAGAAAGAAGCAUGAGGACAGUAAACGCUUACUCCAGGUUAACAAACUUGAAAAAGAACAGAAAUUGAAGCAGCAUGUUGAAAAUCUGAAUCAGGUUGCUGAAAAGCUUGAAGAAAAACAUAAUCAAAUCACAGAAUUGGAGAACCUUGUACAGAGAAUGGAAAAGGAAAAGAGAACACUGCUAGAAAAAAAACUGUCUUUGGAAAACAAGCUGCUACAACUCAGAUCCAAUGCUGCAUAUGCUAAAAGUUGCCAGGAUCUUCAGAUGGAGAUUUCCCUUCUCCAGGAGCAGAUCUCUCAUCUGCAGUUUGUGAUUCACUCCCAACAUCAGAACAUGCGCAGUGUCAUCCAAGAGAUGGAAGUAUUAAAAAAUAAUUUAAAAGAACAAGAUAAAAGAAUUGAAAAUCUGAAAGAAAAAGUUAACAUACUUGAAGCCCAGAAUAAAGAACUAAAAACCAAGGUGGCGCUUUGGUCUGAAACUCCUAGAACAACAGAAUCUAAGGCUGUCUCAACAAGCGAAUUGAAGACUGAAGGCACUACCCCCUAUUUGAUGUUGGUUAGGCUACGGAAAUGAGCUGCUGGGAGAAGAUCUGACUGAGAAAGAUCAUUAUGUGGGUCUUAUUUAUUCCUUGAAACACAGUCUAAACUUGCAUGUUAAAAUGGCUCAGUGGCAGUAUUUAAUGGAAUUUGUUAUACAUCAAUAGCUUUGCAAGAAGAUAACAUUCCAGAAAAUCAAACAAAUAUAUAUUUGAGAGAAGAGACUCUUUCUUCAAAACUUUCUAAAUGGGUGAAGAAACCAGGUGCUUGCCCAUGAUGGAAGAUGAAUUUUGCUUUAAAUUAAAAAAAAAUUCCAAAUCAUUUUUGGUGAAGGGGGUGGUUUAAGGUUGUCAACUUUGACCUUUUGAUAGUUUUUUUUU
Messenger RNA from Ceratotherium simum simum (southern white rhinoceros), 1451 nucleotides. Lineage: Eukaryota; Metazoa; Chordata; Mammalia; Perissodactyla; Rhinocerotidae. The record is from RefSeq and is a predicted model, not a curated record.